This is a messenger RNA of Chinchilla lanigera (long-tailed chinchilla), 2786 nucleotides long. RefSeq names its product stomatin (gene Stom). The transcript has 7 exons. The record is from RefSeq and is a predicted model, not a curated record. NCBI's taxonomy places the organism in Eukaryota, Metazoa, Chordata, Mammalia, Rodentia, Chinchillidae. Gene Ontology annotation, cellular component: plasma membrane. Bases 206 to 1060 code for a protein of 284 amino acids.
CGCGGGCCGUUGGGGGCGGGGCCAACGGCGAGUCUUCCGCGAUGCUGGGCGCCCAUUGGUUGGGCCUCGAGAGCGCGUCCCGUGAGGGGCGGGGCAGGGCUGCAGCCUCGCCCUCCGGCUGCGCGUCCUCCUCAUUCCCGCUCCCGAGGCUUCGGCUUCAGCCACUGCGACUGCGGCGGAGGAGCGCAACACCGGCUCGCGCAGCAUGGAGAAGCGGCACGCAGACGACGCCCAAACCCGGCAGCUGCCCGACUCCCUCAAGGGAGACACCCCCCAGAGAGGCCUUGGAGUUUGUGGAUGGAUUUUGGUGGCUGUCUCAUUCCUGUUCACACUUGUAACAUUCCCACUAUCGAUAUGGAUGUGCAUAAAGAUUAUAAAGGAGUAUGAAAGAGCCAUCAUCUUUAGACUGGGCCGCAUUUUACAAGGAGGAGCCAAAGGACCUGGUUUGUUUUUCAUUCUGCCUUGCACUGACAGCUUCAUCAAAGUGGACAUGAGGACCAUUUCUUUUGACAUCCCUCCUCAGGAGGUCCUCACAAAGGAUUCAGUGACAAUCAGCGUGGACGGUGUGGUCUAUUACCGCGUUCAGAAUGCGACCCUGGCUGUGGCAAACAUCACCAACGCCGACUCGGCGACCCGUCUUCUGGCACAGACUACUCUCAGGAAUGUUCUGGGCACCAAGAACCUUUCCCAGAUCCUCUCUGACAGGGAAGAAAUUGCCCACAACAUGCAGUGCACGCUGGAUGACGCCACCGACGACUGGGGCAUAAAGGUGGAGCGUGUGGAAAUUAAGGACGUGAAGCUACCCACACAGCUCCAGAGAGCUAUGGCUGCAGAGGCAGAAGCAUCUCGGGAGGCCCGAGCCAAGGUCAUUGCAGCUGAGGGAGAAAUGAAUGCAUCCAGAGCUCUAAAAGAAGCCUCCAUCGUUAUCACAGAGUCUCCUGCAGCCCUUCAGCUCCGGUACCUUCAGACGUUAACCACCAUUGCUGCUGAGAAAAACUCCACAAUUGUUUUCCCUCUGCCUAUAGAUUUGUUGCAAGGCAUCAUGGGAGCAAAACACUGAGCCUUUUAGGCCAGUGCUGAGAUGAGCUAUGCACAUCUGAAGAAGACGUAGGGAACCAAGUUAGCCUUCAGCUCACAAGGAGAGUAGAGCAGGGACCCUUGACUAUCCUCCCUCCCUGUCCUUUUCUGUAUGUUAAAGUUUUUAGAAUGUGUAGUGAUCAUAUCAACAGUGGAAGGAAUUGCUGGCUUGUAAAUCCUGAGAGGAAGAGAGAUUGGUGAUUUACAUAUGAGAUAAUUUCCUAUUCUUUAAAAUACUCAAGGAUUUGUAUUUUAGAUUACCCUGGAAUAGGUCAAAUCCUUCUCCUUUUGACUUCCACUGAGUCAUUCUGAACCGUCAUUAGCAGCCAGACCCGAGGCAAGAACACAGGCUCACACUCCGUCCUGCCACCUGUGCUGCGGCCAGCUUCUCUGGGCUAUCUGUGCCUUACCUCCAAGGGAGUCUUCGUCAGGGACAUUCCCUGGUGUCUGCCUACUUUAUAAACCCCAACCUCACUGGGUAGGAGGCAUCUUCUCGUACUUACAAACUAGAGCAAAUGGUCAGGAUCUAUGGAAAAGAUCACCCUAACCUUUCGGUGACUUUUAAAUUCUCCGUUGUGGUGGUCCUCGUGAAAAUAACAGAUGCAUUUUUUUGUAACUCCCUUUGAGCCUCCUUCAGGAGGAAAAGAUUCCUCUGUGGUCUGUCAUUCAAACCAGCUAACUGCUUACCACAAAAGUGCUUCUUCUAACUUUGGCCUAUUUUCAUAUAGCAAGUUUUGGAUAGUUUUGACUUUUUAAUAAAAAUUUCUCUAAGUUAUAUAAACAGUUAUAUAUCAUUUGAACAGCUAAAGGAUUAAAAGAUUUUUAAAAAAAUAUCUUCAAAAAAAUUACAUAUUACUGUUUGCAUGCUAUUUACUACUGUACACUGCAAAAUAGCCUGCCUACCAGUCCCAUUCAUGAAGACCUGUAAUAUCAAGGGAUCGUGGGCCAACACUGUCGGACUUGGGAUACUUGUGUGAGAGGCAGAACUGUUCGUUUGCCUCAUUGCUCUCUUCAGUAUAUGCUGAUACUGAAGAAGGAAGCAGGCAGCUCCUGUGGGCCAUAGCUUCCUAGCCUGAAAUAUCAGGAAGCACCUUGUUUUGCAAAUGCCUAUGAAUUGGAGCAACCUGACACUUUCUACUGGCCCUGGAAGUUGGUUGUUGACAUUUACAAUGUCCUCUUUGAGGCUCUCAGUUUACCUGGAGAAGUCCAAAAAUAACAGCUUCCUUUCCCACCACCUGUCUUCGUCUCAGCCCUUAGCUGAAUCAUUCUGUCAGCCCAUAAUGUCCCACCCACUGCUCUCUAUUUCCAAGUUUAUUUUAGAAAACUUUGAACCACUGUCUGUCCAGGUUCCUGAGUUUAUUAGAGGUGUAUGGACUGUUUCAACUCAGGACUCAAGUUGUAUUUGCAUUUUGAAUUUUAAAAUGAUGGUUUUGUCUGUUGACCUUGGACUACUGAGGACCAGGAAACCCCGUACCCUGGGGAAAAUCUCUUCUCAGAUGUAGAGGGACAGUGCUUUUGGUCCAGUUCCCUCUGUCCAAUACCGAAUGGUCGUCCUUUUGCUGCCUUAUGAAUUCAUAGGCUACAGUUAAAUCACUUGGAAGGGGAAAAGCCUAGAAGGAGCCCUGGGGUGAGAACACCAGUGCAAGAGCAUUUCCCAUAGCGUCCCCUUCUGAUAAUGUACAUAAUAAAGUAUGUGUGCUUUAAUUCUC